UGUGUUUACAUUCAAAUUGGUACGAGCAUUUUGUGAAGAAUCCGGACUAAUUUGUAAAUUAACUAUCAGAAAUGAUGAACGACUCGGAUUUUGUGGACCCGAAGAAUGUGGUCAAAUGUCGGGAACUGCUGUAUCGUCUAAUGAUCAGCCAGCUCUUCUACGAUGGGCAUCACCAGGUGGCAGUCGAGCUGACCGGUUUGGUCCGUGCCGAUCCGCCGUGUCCUCCGAGCGACCGUCUGCUGAAUAUCUUCCGUCAGGCCAGCCAGAUCGAUUCCAGUAAGCCGACUAACGUCUUCGAUGAAGUCACUUCCGGAUUGGAUUUGGAGUUCGAAAUCGAAAGCAGUGCCCUGGCACCGGAACCGGCUUCCUACGAGACGGCGUACGUCACGUCACACAAAGCCGCUUGCCGGGCGGGAUGUUUCAGCUACGACGGGCAACUGGUGGCCACCGGGAGUGUCGAUGCCAGUAUCAAGAUCUUAGACGUAGACAGGAUGCUGGCUAAGUCGGCACCGGACGAGCAGGAACCUGGCAGGGAGCAGCAGGGUCACCCCGUUAUUAGGACUCUGUACGAUCACACCGAUGAGGUGUCCUACUUGGAGUUUCACCCGAAAGAUCAGAUUCUGGCUUCGGCUUCGCGCGACCACACUGUAAAACUGUUCGACAUCUCCAAAGCUUCCGUCAAGAAAGCCUACCGGGUGCUGAGCGAUUGUGUACCGGUUCGGUGUUUGGCGUUCCAUCCCUCAGGAGACUACAUGGCCGUUGGAACCGAUCACCAUGUGCUGCGUGCGUAUGACGUUCAAACAGGUCAGUGCUUCGUAAGCGCGAUUCCAUCCCAACAGCACACGGAUUCAAUAACCUGCGUCCGCUACGCCCCGAACGCCAAGGUUUACGCCACCGGAAGCAUGGACGGAUCGAUCAAACUGUGGGACGGCGUUAGCGGACGCUGCAUCAACACCUUCGCUCAGGCUCACGAUGGGUCGGAAAUCUGCUCGGUCGUGUUCACCCGGAAUGGAAAAUAUCUUCUCUCGUCCGGAGAAGACUCCUUGGUCAAACUGUGGGAGCUCAGCACCAGUCGCUGUCUGAUUGCCUAUACGGGUGCCGGUACCACUGGCAAGCAGGAGCACCAAACGCAAGCCGUUUUCAACCAUACCGAAGACUACGUUUUGUUCCCGGACGAAGUGACCACGUCGCUCUGUUCGUGGAACUCCCGGAAUGCCUCCCGUUGCCAUCUGAUGUCACUGGGUCACAACGGAGCGGUUCGCUUCAUCGUCCACUCACCGAAUCAUCCCGCUUUCCUCACCUGCUCCGAUGACUACCGAGCGCGGUUCUGGGUGAGACGGUCCAAUUCGCAUUAGAGAGAGAGAGAGAGGAAGGCGUGCGCAACACGAGUGUAGGAGAAGUUGGUGUCAAGUUUCAUGAUUUGGAUGUAACCUGAAAUAAA
This is a messenger RNA of Ochlerotatus camptorhynchus, 1441 nucleotides long. It is a transcript of the gene CstF50, whose product is annotated as cleavage stimulation factor subunit 1 Cst50. Gene Ontology annotation, cellular component: mRNA cleavage stimulating factor complex. Gene Ontology annotation, molecular function: RNA binding; protein binding. The record is from RefSeq and is a predicted model, not a curated record. Gene Ontology annotation, biological process: mRNA 3'-end processing. NCBI's taxonomy places the organism in Eukaryota, Metazoa, Arthropoda, Insecta, Diptera, Culicidae. The coding region runs from base 72 to 1355 and encodes 427 amino acids. The transcript has 2 exons.